Pedinophyceae sp. YPF-701 is the source of this 3105-nucleotide messenger RNA. The record is from the annotation of a GenBank genome assembly. Lineage: Eukaryota; Viridiplantae; Chlorophyta; Pedinophyceae.
AUGUCGGCGCGGGCGCAAGAGGUGGCGAACGCGGGGCCGGGGUUCGUGGAGCUGACGACCGCAGAGGGGCCUGGCCUGCCGUCGAAGCAGGCGGCGAAUCUGGCGGACCUGCUCGAGUUCUCGGUCGAUGUGUGGACGCCGAUCGGCGUGCGGUGGUGGGCAGAGGGCGACGAGAAGGAGGGGGGGCUGGCACUACCCUCCGUGGGGCGCAAGCUCGAAGCCUGCUGCAUCGACGGGGCACUUCUCGAGACCCUCACUGACAGCUCCCUCAAGACCUCGAUAGGGAUCCAGGACCCCGGGCACCGCGACGCGAUCCUCCGAGGCGUCGCCGCGCUGCUCGAGCGGCAAAACAAGCUCCGGCGCGCGGCAGAAGCACAACAACAUGAAGAGCACACCGCCCGCGCAACAACAACGCCUCCCGGCUCCCGCAAGCCCGAGCCGCCCGAGCAGCGGCCCGCGGCGCCGAGCAGCCUCAGUGGCAGCACGGAGCCGCGGCAGGAGCCCGCACCGGGCGACUCGACACAGCCGCAGCGCCUGUGGGCGCGCCAAGGGGGCGAUGCGUCGGCGCGGCGAGGGUUCCAGUGGGACCUCAUCGUCGGGCCGAGCGGCGAGGUCUGCAGCGGCCUGCGCGACGCGGUCAAGGCCCACGGCGUCCCGUACAGCGCCCAGGAGCGCAGCAAGUGGGCAAAGGAUCUGGAGCUGGCGCGCGCCCUGGACGGCGUGACGCGGCAGGCGCUGCAGGUGCUGGAGCUGAAGCAGCGCGCGGAGGCCGCGAUGCGCGACGCCCGCGCGGUGUCCCAAGCGGGGGGUCUCAAGUGGCGGUCCGACCAGAAGCGCGCCGACGCGAAAUACUCCCCCGUCGUCGCGGACGCGGUGCGGGCGGUCGCGGCGGAGGACCGCGAGCGCGAGGACGCGGUCGGUCUCGCUGCGGAGCGCAAGGGCCGCUGCAGCGCGCUCAUCGAGGGCGGGUACGGCGGCCGGCGGCGCGACACAAAGGCUGUUGCGCUCUUCCGCGCCAACGUGCUUUCGCGAGCGCAGGAACUCAUCCGAGCGUCCCCCGCGUCGCUCCCGCGGCCGCAGUGGGACACCGCCCACGCGCGUCCUUCCGGGGCGCUCACGCGGCUGCAGGCCAGCGCUGUUCACGCCGAGAAGUGGGCGUCCGGUGCGAAGGCUCCGGACGGCAUGGGGCUCGGGCUGACGGCGAUUGACGGGCGCGGGAACACUCCGCUGCACCUCGCGUGCGUGAACCAGGACACGGAUGCGCUGGGGCGGAUGCUGCGGCUCCUGCGGCGCAUCGACGAGCGCACGCGCGUGCAGCUCAUGGCGGGCCCGCCGCCGCCACGCCAGUUCCCCCCCGGCGACGGCGUGGCGGGGAUGGCGGUGCAGACGGGUCCGCAGCGGCCGGCGCGGAAGGUGCACGCCACGACGCGCGGGCAGGCGCUGGCGCGGGAGCUGCUGUCGAGUCGAGAGCUGCGGGCAGCGGUGGCGCAGAGAACGGUCGCGGAGGGCGCGCCGGCGGCGGGGCCCGUGGAGGAGGCGCGAUGGCGGGCGGCGCGCGACGCGCUCGCGGAGCUUGCGAACGCGGACGACAUCGACGUGGUGAAUGCGAGGAACGCCGCCGGCGAGACGCCUCUGCACGUGGCGAUCGGUGCGAGCGGCCCCGGCAGCGCGCGGUGGGUGCAGACGGCGGCGGAGCUGCUGCUCUGGGCCGGCGCAGACGCAAACGCGCAGGACGCGACCGGGCGGACGCCGCUGACGAGGCUGUGCGCGAGCUCGUACGUCAACGGCGCGUUGGUCUCGGUGUUGCUGCGGUGGGGGGCGCUCGCGCGCCUCGCGGACGGCGUCGGAAAGACGCCGCUGCACUACGCCGCUGCGAACGCGGCGGCGGGGGCGCCGGGGGCGGCACGGGCGCUUUUGCAGGAAGGCGGGGCGUACGUCGACGCGAGAGGCGGGAGGUUCGGUCGCACGCCGCUGCACCUGGCCGCGCGAGGGUACCGCACGCAGGUGCUGCGAGUGCUGCUGGGGACGGGAGGGGCGAUGCCGGCGCCGCUGGACGCGAGGGGACACAGCCCGGCGCGCGCCUGCAUUGCCGCGUACAGGGAGGCCGCGGACCGCGCUUGGAGCCACCCGGUCAAGUCUAUCAAUCCGUCGUACGACGCGGAGGAGGACCUCGCGGCGCGGGCGAAGCAGUGCUGGACGAUCCUGGCCGAGCUCCUGCGGUACGGCGCGCGGGCGUCCGAGGACGGCCUCCUCGCCGAAGCCACGGCCUCGGGCUCAAAAGCACUCAUCAAACCCCUUCUGGACGCCAUCGCCGCAGAAGAGCGCUGGCGCACGGGCGGCACGCCCCCCGUCCUCGACGCGCAGCACCGCCCGCGGGUCUCCGCGUUCCAGCCCUCCAACCCUGUUGUCGCGUCAGGCACGACGACACCGCACUCGACGCCCUCCACAGCCACGCCGCCGCAGCGCGCCGCGCUGUCCGGCGUCGACGCGGUCCGCGACCCCGCCGAGGACGUGGGGGCGGAGGAGGACGGACUUCCGCCGGUCGCGGACCUGUCUUUCGAGCUGUCAGAGGGUCCGUCGGAGCGGGAUAGGUACCCGCCCGGGCGGGUGUUGCCAAAACCCCCCCCGGGGCCUCCGCCGAGCGAGGCUCUGCAGGCGGCGAUCGAGCGCGAGCGGGAGAGGCAGGCAACCGUCGCGACGCCCCCGAAAGAGGCCAUCCAGGCGGCGCGCGACGCCGUAUCUCCAGAUGCAGACUUGCAGUCUGCAAAGCUCGACCAGGAAGUGUCGGGGUUCGAGUUCCACACGCCGCCGGCGAGCAGCGAGGAAGUGGACGAGUUCGCGGGCUCGAGCGUGGCCUCGGGCGCGCCGGCGAGCGUUGGCGGCCGGUUCGAGUCGCCGCUGCACGUUGCGGCACGGAGGUUCGUGGUGCAGCCGAAGCGGUUCGCGGGCGCGCUCCGGAUGCUGGUGGAGGCUGGGGCGGACGUGGGGGCGAGGAACGAGGAGGGCAGGACGCCGGGGGAGGUGAUGCGGGAUCUGGGAUUCGGCUCGCAUGCCAUCGCGCUGCGGUUGCUCGAACCGCCACCGUUGAAGAAGGGCUUGCUUUGA